This is a messenger RNA of Pyricularia grisea, 411 nucleotides long. RefSeq lists its product as uncharacterized. The transcript has 3 exons. Bases 1 to 411 code for a protein of 136 amino acids. Lineage: Eukaryota; Fungi; Ascomycota; Sordariomycetes; Magnaporthales; Pyriculariaceae. The record is from RefSeq and is a predicted model, not a curated record.
AUGCCGCGCCAAGAUCCCAUCAUGAUAAGCAAAACAAGCAAUGUGAAUCCUGUACAUGAUAAGUCGGUUGCAUUGAGCAUCCCCAUGCAGAUCCCGCUUGAUCUGGGACCUCGAAUAACUCCCGGCAUCAAAUUAACCGAGUACCGUCACUCGUCUCAGUAUGUGGGGAUGAAAUUUGGGGCGGCAAAAACAAACUUAAAGGACCGACCCGGUGUUAUCGUAGCUGCUACCUGCAAGCUUAUAGGCGAGAACUUGCCGACCUUUAAAUAUGAUACCCUACCCAAUUUAACUGCCGACAAUCAUCGAUUUCCUGAUUGGUGCGGGCUGGCUCGGGUUCCUAAAGAGAGGUUAGAUAAGGAUCUGCGGGAGGUGGAUGAGAAUCUCGGGAGCAUGUGCUUCAAGGAGGAAUAG